Staurois parvus is the source of this 291-nucleotide messenger RNA. NCBI's taxonomy places the organism in Eukaryota, Metazoa, Chordata, Amphibia, Anura, Ranidae. The record is from the annotation of a GenBank genome assembly.
AUGGGGCCCCCGGGCAAUAGGGGAUCAUGGGGCUCCUGUGUCCUUGCCCAAACUCAAAAAAGCCUAUGAAAAAGGUACCAGGGGCAUCUCAUGGGGCCCCCUACUGACCCCAGGCCCUUGGGCAGUGCCCGAGGUUCCAAAUGGUCAGUCCGCCCCUGGUUCCAGUACAGGUCAGUGCAGAAAAAAAAUGCAGCAUCUACUUCUAUUUUUUCUCUACUGGAACUGACUGCACUGUUGUGAACUAUGCCAUUGGAACCCAUAUAACCUAUUAUCCAUGCAUUUUUGACGCAG